This is a messenger RNA of Styela clava, 581 nucleotides long. Lineage: Eukaryota; Metazoa; Chordata; Ascidiacea; Stolidobranchia; Styelidae. The record is from RefSeq and is a predicted model, not a curated record.
AUUUUCAAUAAAAUUAGUAAGGGGAAAUAAUUUAAUUAAUUUCUUUCAAAAGGAAUAUUAAUUUGUCUAAUGCAAGGAAGGAGAUUUGUAAUACAUUAUUUUGUUUUAGCCUCAACAAUAAAAUGCUUUGUUUGUGAUAAAUAUGGCGUUUGCAACGAUGGUGAUUCAGUGAAAUCUAAAUAUAAGUUGAUGGAUUGCGGUGGAGUUUUUCAUGGAUGUCGAAAAAUAACUUUUCGAGGCGAAGUCACUAGAACAUGCACAGCGCUUUCAUUCAACAAUUGCACCAUUGGAAAAGACAUCGAAACAUGCAUAUGCGACAGUGAUGGAUGCAACAGUUGCAGAAAUAUGAAGAGCGAAACUAUCCUUGUUGUAUUUAUCACCGUUAUCGCGAUGACAGCGAUAUACCAAUAAUAAAGAACAAAAUGCCCGUACCAGCAGUAAAUAGUAUAGAAAAGCGCUAUGGGCACAUGAAUAAAUUCACUGUGUGAAAAGCCCGGCUAAAAAGCUCAUGUUGGUGUUCAUAGUGUUGGUGUUGAGGCAUGGAUUCUUCCAUUUCAACCAUUAGAUUGGUGGUUCCCAGA